Molecule: messenger RNA, 732 nt
Organism: Zea mays
Lineage: Eukaryota; Viridiplantae; Streptophyta; Magnoliopsida; Poales; Poaceae
Product: 40S ribosomal protein S17-like
Exons: 1
Coding region: 90-518 (142 amino acids)
Biological process (GO): translation
Cellular component (GO): ribosome
Molecular function (GO): structural constituent of ribosome
Source: RefSeq, marked provisional
CCUCACGCCGCCGCCGCCGCCGCCGUCGCCGCCACCACAUCCGUAGCGCCCAGCCGCCGGAGAAGAGGAGGGAGCCAGCACCAGCCACCAUGGGUCGCGUCCGCACCAAGACCGUGAAGAAGACCUCCAGGCAGGUGAUCGAGAAGUACUACUCCCGCAUGACCCUCGACUUCCACACCAACAAGAAGGUGCUGGAAGAGGUCUCGAUCCUCCCCUCGAAGCGCCUCCGCAACAAGGUUGCCGGCUUCACCACCCACCUGAUGCGCCGCAUCCAGCGGGGCCCCGUCCGUGGCAUCUCGCUCAAGCUGCAGGAGGAGGAGCGGGAGCGCCGCAUGGACUUCGUCCCGGAGAAGUCAGCGCUCGAGGUCGAAGAGAUCCGCGUCGACAAGGAGACCAUGGAGAUGCUCGCGGCACUUGGCAUGGCCGAUCUCCCGGGCGUAGAGCGCCAGGCUGAGGUCUCCAGCGUCCCCGCCUACGGCCGCCCGCAGUAUGGAGGUCCCCGCCGUGACCGCGUCUAGGUUCACCGCCGAUCGCAGUGGUUGCGUCGUGGUCGCACCGUUACUCACAGUUGUUAUGCUACUAUGUUAAACUUGUUUUAGAUCUGUGGUUUCUUCUGGCGAUUAAGUUUUGAACUUGUCUGUUAUGCUUUAAACUCUAUAGUUGGAUCUGCGUGUGAUGGACAUUAGAGUUAUGUUCUUGCGCCAAUGAAGUCUCAAGAGAUUAUAAGUUACU